CGUCACACUGUACUAUAGAUAAAUCCACAAUCUCGAUGUUUUUAUUCUGUCAAGGUCAAUUGUCAUGGCAGCCAUGGCAACGGACAGUGACUUGUCAACACUUGAUGACCGGAAAGGUAAGUUUAGGCGUUGCCAUGGAAACAAUUACUAGUUGUAUCAGGGAAGUGAAAAUAAAAACAGUUGUGAUGGUCCUGGCCAGUGCGGGCGGACAGCACGCGUGUUGGUGGCGGAGCGAGGUCGAGUGCGCGUAGGACAACGCGCGGUCAUCGGCCGUUCACACCAGGCGCGGAUCGUGCCGCGUGACAGUUCCAUAUUCAAAUGCGUGUGACGGGCUCGCGCUGGCCGUAUGUGUUGCAUGGUGCUGGCAGCGUGCGAGGAGUGCUACUUCCUCGUGUUGAGCGCGCUGCAGAGCUGCCCGCGCGGACGACAUGAGCGUGUCCGUGCGAUCAGUAUUGGUGGAAGGCCCUCAGGUUGCAAAAACCAAGGGACCGUUUACAUAUGCUAAUACGCCCAGGGCUCUCUACAACAAUGUCAAACUCAAAAAAAACCCUUCGUGCGGCGCUCUGGGCGCGCAGUACGCCAACAUGAUGCACGAGAAGCGCGUGGUGCGCGGCAGCACGUUCACGUCGCACCCGCUGGCUGCGGGCGAUGGCAUCGAGUCGGCGGCGCAGCGCGCGGCGCGCACGCGACGGCGGGCGCUGGCGCGGCGCGCGGCGGCGGCGCGGCUGCGGCCCGGCACGCCGCCGCCCGCGCCCGGCCGCCGCCACCACCCCAUACAGACCGAGUACUACUUGGAGGAGCUGUUCGACAAGGGUGUGGAGAUGGAGGUGGGCGUUCAGACGGACCUGUUCGUGGACCGGCCGGCAACGCCAGUGUACGUGCCCGCCAAGACCGGCGCCGACGCCUUCACACAAAUAUAUCCGGGAGAUUUAUUCGACUUUGAUCUGGAGGUGCAACCGAUACUAGAGGUCCUCGUAGGCAAGACAACGGAGCAAGCGCUGGCCGAGGUGGCCCAGGAGGAGGAGCUGGCCACGCUGCGGGAGCAGCAGCGGCGCUACUGCGAGCUGCGCGACGCCGAGCUGGCGGAGCGGCAGCGGCUGGCCGCCCACGACCUGCGCCUGCACCAGGAGAAGGAGCGGCGCGUGGCGGAGGCACGCGUGGCGCAGAUCGCGGCCACCGAGGCGCGCGAGCGGGCCGCGGCCGCCGUGCUGGUGCAGGGCUACGUGGCCGAGCUGCUGCCCUCCGUGCUGGCCGGCCUGCGCGACCAGGGCUACCUCAUGGAGAGGAUCGAGCGCGGCAUUGAUGAAGAGUUCAUGCCGUGGCUUGUAGAGGAAGUUUCACGUGAAAUCGAGUCUCUAAUCACCAGUCGGGAUGUCAUUAUAGAGAUAGUCCGCGAUGUGGUGGAGGCGCGAGCGGAGCUGUACCACGCGGCGGGCGAGCGCGAGGCGGAGGCGGGCGAGUCGGACGAGUCCAUCACGCCGGGCUCCGUGACGCCGGGCGAGCAGGAGGAGGAGGUUGAAGAAGAAUAAUCUGGCGACAGCAACGCCAGGUGCUCGACCAAACACACACCGACCACAGCUCAAGAGACAGACUUUACGACGCGACGACGGUCCCAGAGCUUUUGUGAUGUUAUUAACUAGUUUCGGUCCUAUGAACUAGGUAUUUCAUUAAAAGAAAUUUAGCGUUAACUAAAUCGAAAGAAAUCAUCUACGUCGUUCGGCAAGCUUGGCCGGUCGGCUAAGUCCGUUAGAAACCAUAAUGUAUGUAAGUACGCUGACUCAUCUUAAUGAGAGGAAAAAGAGGUUUCAACAAGCUUAAGACCGAGCCAUAGACCCUGUUGUUUUGUAUAUUGUUACGUAUUUUUAGGAUGCCUACUUUGUUUUGUUUAGACCCUGUAUAAACGUUUAUUGAAGGUAUUUAGUUUUUAA
This is a messenger RNA of Trichoplusia ni (cabbage looper), 1928 nucleotides long. It is a transcript of the gene Rsph3, whose product is annotated as radial spoke head protein 3 homolog. Gene Ontology annotation, cellular component: cilium. The record is from RefSeq and is a predicted model, not a curated record. The coding region runs from base 429 to 1529 and encodes 366 amino acids. The transcript is spliced from 9 exons. NCBI's taxonomy places the organism in Eukaryota, Metazoa, Arthropoda, Insecta, Lepidoptera, Noctuidae.